AUGACUGUGCCUGCGCCGUCAGAUGGACGCCCUCUGCCCUCGCCCGCGGACCUCGACUACGCGGACCUCAGUAGCAGCCCUCCACCGGAGCCUCUGCUGAUUGCCCCGCCCACCGCUCCCUAUCCUCCACCGAGUGCCACCCUACGGGACCAUUCCACCAAUCGCGGUCGUGCAUUGAGCGCAACGAGCCCUCAGAAUGCCACGCCACGAGCCACAACGCCCGCAUCGCAGGCUCGGUUGAAGUCCAGUCUCGAGAUUGAUCGCAAAGCCUCCGUUCCCUAUGGCCAUCACCGGCAGACAUCGAUUGUGCACGGGGUGCAGCAUUCGCGCAACACCAGCAUGCUGUCCGCAUCGACUAGCUCAAGUCCGAUGACCCCUCAAAAGAUUGCAUUCCCCGACGCCAUGCCCGGUGCAUACAAUCCAGCUCCGAGUCUGAAGAAAAGUCCGUCAAUGUCAACGUUACAUUCGAAUGCCCUGCCGAAUGGUGCGCUUCCAACUGCAGUCAAUCGUAGUUUUGAAAAUGGCACCAUGCAGAGGAGGCCAGAGCGCAUGCAUAGUGGGAGGGUGAAGCGUAGCCAUGAGCAUCAGCGAUCACAGUCGAGGAUUACGGCGCAUACGCAGACGCCGGCACAGACACCGGAGUUGAAAACGGUUGGCGAGUAUGCGCUUCACCACUUGUUCACCUCGUUCAUCGCCGAGGCCGACGAGAGGAUUGAGCGUUGCAUGCAGAAGCCAGGAGAGCCAGAACCUCGUAUUGAAGACAUUUGCGGCCCGGGGGCAGAUCCGGCUUUUGACCAGCUCAUAUCCUCGCUGGGACACAUCAAUCGACACAAGCCAAACUCCCUGAUUGAUUCAGUCAUACACUGGCGAAAGAAGAAGGCGGAUACUGCAAACACCAUGUACGGAGAGUUGAGAGCGCUGCGAGAGGCCAAUUCCUUGACCCAGCGUGCUAUCAUGGGCGGUCCCACCUCAGUUCCCAACUCGCCGCCCAGCGGCCGUGAUAUUGUCCUGCUAGAGGCGAGCGUUGGAAUGGCAGAUCGGCGGUCCACAGUCUCUAUUUAUAUUCUAUGCCGAGUGCUGAUCGAAAUCAUUGGACAAACAACCCUUCGAGCCCUGAACGGACCAGACAGUGCACUGAACACUGCCGGACGGCUUGAAGAUGUAAUAUACGGCCAGUUGCAAAGUGCCGAUCCAGAUCUACUGGCAACAUCGCCCGUCAUCCGAGCGAAUUGGGUCAUACGAGGCCAGCUGCUCGGAGUGAUGAGUGGUGUCCGCUUCGAUGAGGUGGUUGAGAGAUUCCUCAAGGAUCUCAAGGUCGCGCAGAAGCGAUUGUCAAUCAAAGGACUCGCCGAUCCCAAAUUGGCCGCGAAGACAUCUUUGCUCGUGCAGAGUAUGCGAUGGCUGAAAAUACGCACUCAACCUGAGGAGGCCUGGCAGCAGUCUUGUCAGAUGCUCCAACUGCUUGCCAAAUUCUUUGCGGAAGUACAUGGCCGGACCAUGAAGCAUGCGUAUGCGGAGCUCUUUGAACAUCUUCUUCUGCCCAUCGCGGCGACGGCAACAACCGAGCUCAACAUGCCCAAAUGGAAGGAGGUGGUAUCAAUUGUACAGCCAAAGAUUACGCAAAUGCUUUCAAAAGCAGACCAUUGGCCACAUGUUUAUCCGUUGCAGGCGGUGCUUUUGUGUGCCUCGCCUGCUGAACAAUUUGCCACGCAGUGGCUGCAACUGGUUGUCACAUUCCAGCCGAAAGCUCGAGAUCGUGCGGCUCGCUCUCACGCCCUCAAAGCGAUUUGUCGACUUGUGUGGCGAUAUCUAUACCGCACUGCCGACUCGCCCAAUGCUGUGGCCAGGAAGCUUGACGAGAUUGUGAAGCUCGUCUUUCAGGGAGGCAAGCGCGUGCUCAUAUCGACUGAUCCCACCAUUGCAGAUCCUCUCAUACAGCUUAUACGGAUGGUUGGUUACAAGCAUCAAGACGUAUGCUUCAGGACAAUCAUCUUUCCCCUCAUGAACGCGGAACUGUUUUCCGGUUCUGAUAGAGACCUGAAGAUUGAGAAUCUCGACCCGGAGAAGACCGUCAUCGCCAUCCGCGCGUUCCUCGCCAUCAUGGCCGAUCUGGAGAGGGCAGAGGCUCCUCCCUUCCCGACACGUUUCGAGUGCGAUUCGCUAAUGGACCCGUCAUCACGAACGCCCAUCACCCAUCGUCGAACCCGGUCGCAGGGCUUUGCUCUAUCCGCAGGUCGGACUGAGCGUUUGUCACGACCUGUCAUGACUACAAACCUUAACGAAGUCGCAAAGGAGUAUUAUGUCAAGUUCUGCAAGAUGCUGGGACAGUUGACCAUCAUCUGCGACAACACCUUUGGUGGGCAAGCUGUGCUGGAUGAGAAGUUUUCCUCGCAGACGCCCAAAACACCAAUGGCCGAAGCAUUCACGUUAUACAAGAGAGACGAGAUGCACCCCACCGAUGUUCGGCAGCACUACUACGACCUGCUGCAUGUUGCCGUGGAGGCACUGCCGCGAUGUUUAUCGCCACAUUUACCCAUCAACUCGCUGGUCAACCUGCUUUGUACGGGUACCGCUCACGUCCAGUCCCAUAUUGCGACCUCUUCGGCACAAUCUCUCAAAUCCAUCGCACGGCAGUCGCACGCGCAGCAGGUCACCAUCGGCUUCGCACGGUUCAUCUUCAACUUCGACGACCGCUAUGCCACUGUUUCGGAUGGCAGUCUGCUAGGGCCGGGCCAUAUUGAAAAUACACUCAAGCUCUACGUUGAGUUGCUGCAAAUAUGGAUCGAUGAUAUUCAACAGCGCACGCGCAAGGCUGCGGCGGAGCCGCGCGAUGACGAAGAUCAGACUAUUCGUCCGCUACCACUCGAUCUGUCAGGAWUCCUAGCGCACGUUGAUGAGGUUGAAUCUCACGGGCUGUUCUUCCUCUGUUCGCCAUCCCGAGCGGUUCGAGCUGUGGCCGUCAACGUCUUGCGUCUCAUCACCAACUUCGAUACUGCGUUGGGCAAGCCUUGUACCCGCAUCAUCAGCAUUCUCGAAGGCGGCUCGCAGCAAGUGAUUGAUGUCAACGACGAACGUCUGACAUUGGCGGAGCGAAGCCGGCUGCAAAAGGGCCUGCGUAAGGGCAAUGUCAACAGCACACUUGUCGAGCUUUGCAGCAGUGACGUCGCACACGAUGCAAAUCUGUGGUUCAAAGUCUUCCCAAACCUCGUUCGGCUCAGUUCUGAGAUCUGUCUACAUGCCGUUGCCCUGACCCGGGAGCUUGUGUGCCAGAGGCUGUCUCACAGUUACCGAUUGAUCGCAGCUCUCGGCGAGGGCGUCAACAACAAACAUACGGCAAAUGCACUCGAACAAGCCUUUGGCGCGAACAAACCUUCUGCUCGACUGAACAGCACUUCUCCUGAUAUCAUCAUCGAACAGUGGAAAAUUCACCUCAUAUUCGCCUGUACAACAUUGACAAAUAUUGGCGGCUCGUCGAAUCAUCUCCCCGUCUCCAGCCAGAGCUCUCAGCACACCCGUAAGAGCUCAAAGUCGUCUGCAACUAGCCAGGAGAAGAUCGCGUCUGCAUCGGAGCUCUUCACAAGAGUGGUGCCGUUCUUGAGUGUGCCCAAUCCGAGUGUUCGGAGUGCAGCAGUGGCUGGCCUUGGAGCUACCAAUGCGACGCUCUUCCAAGCACUACUCGAGAUCCUGCAGCCGUUGGUUAUGGAAUGUAGUGCAGAAGCAAAAGAACGCAUUGCUACUCAUCAGCGGAGUAUCAGCAACUCACGGAGGAACUACAGGAUUGACUUUUUGCGAACAGAGAUCACACACCUCCUUAGUCUGACCUCACACCUUCUCUACAAUCCGACCGUCUCCAGCGAGGACUAUGUCAUGGCUUACAUGGUUGAUUACACCAAGCAUCUUCGAAUCUUCCUAAGCGACACGGGAAUACAAGGAGAGCUAGAGUUCCAAAAACUGCGAACGCAUUACUGUGCACUCGUGGACAACCUUUAUGGUAGCGUCCAAACUCGUGAGAACGCCGCUCACUGGAUCUCGUUUCAGUCUCGACAAGCGACUUUCGCGCUGAUGGAAAAUUGGUGCGGCUUCUCACCUAAUGAGUUUCAGCUUCGCAAGCAUCAAGAACACCUUCGCCGGUCGAUCUUGGAGCGCGAAGGUGACAUGCGCAGUAGAGGUGWCAUCAACUCAGCGAUCGAAAAGGAGAAGAAUGAGCUUCAAUUUGCCGCACUCAGUGCAAUGGCCAUGCUUUGUGCCGGACCACUACGAUUUGUGGCAGACAGCAGGGUACUGAUGCAGUUCGACGUAAGGCGAAUGCUGUCAUGGAUUAAUGGCAUCUUCGAAGCGCCCAGCGAUCGGACACACAACGUCGGCCGGAAGGCACUCCACAGUCUUAUCGUGCACAACCUUGACCAGCCAUACCUCAUGGCACAGACGAUGAGAAUGUGCUACAUCGCCCGCACGCCCAAGUCUGUGGGUAGCUAUUUUGAAGUCGUUACGAAAGUGUUGACGGAAAAUAACGACAUAGCGACGCCGUUUUGGAAGAUUCUCUGUGCAGGUCUGUACACGCUUGGAAAUGAGGACAACAGCGUACGAAUGAAAUCUGCAAAACUUUUACGCACUCUUGAAGAACGCCAGGGCAAAACAUCCAAGCUGCAAGAUCUUGACAUCAGUGUCUCGGACAAGACGACGGCGGUGUACAAGCUCGCACAGUUCGAGAUUUCCCGCCGACUAGCCAGUCAACACCCAGAACUUGCUUUUCACGUCUUCUCGGAGUUUUCCGCGUACUUCAACGAGCUACAGCCUGAUCAUCAGCGGAAUAUGGUCUCCGGGAUGCUCCCAUGGAUCCAGACUAUUGAGCUCCAGCUCGACCCAAACGGAGGCCCUACUGCAACAUCCCACAUGCUCCUGGUGAACCUCUUCGAGAUCACAGUCAAGAGCAGCAUAACUCUGCACAAUGAGAUUCAAGCGCUGUGGCAAGCCCUUGCCACAGGUCCCUACGCAGGGAAUGUACAACUUAUCCUCGAUUUCAUCAUCACCAUCUGCUUGGACAAGCGGGAGCAGAACUUUGUGAUAUAUGCGAAGCAAAUCGUCGUCUUUCUCUCCAAGACACCAGCUGGCGCGAGGGUGGUAGAGUAUCUGCUCAUGCAGAUCUGUCCAARGACUAUGGUGGCCGAGCGACGAGAGGCUAUGCAGCCUCCGCUCGACACUGCCGGGCUGCCGUACAUUGCCGAUCUUGCUGUAGUGCUUCCAAGCGGCGCAAAGCAGAACGGUCUUUCAUUGGGCCAGCUGAGCAUGAUAUUACUAGUGGAUCUGGUCGUCUCGCCUUUUCAGCUGCCGGCGGACAAGGUGCCUGUUCUGCUGCAGGUCAUCCUCGUGCAGUGGGAUCAAUAUGUUAGUGUCGUGCAGGAUCAGGCACGCGAGAUGCUGGUACAUCUCAUUCAUGAACUUGUUAUAUCCAAGAUCGAUUCUGGAAGCACCGAGCCGGACAAGAAAUCCAUCGAAGACUUUAUCGAGUCGGUGCGGAGACAAGACGUCAAGAUUUCCUGGUCAUACGCCGAUAGCGAGGUACGUGCUGGAGAAGAGGACAGCCGGGCGGUAUCAGAGCCAAUGGCAUACGUGGUUGAUGAGGUUGUGCGCAUCUUCUCAAUCACCUACCCAGGCAUCCGCGAGGAAUGGGGCAGAGUCACAAUGCACUGGGCUACGUCGUGUGCGGUGAGGCACGUUGCGUGCAGGAGUUUCCAGGUGUUCAGAUGUGUCUCCACGACGCUUGAUCAGGACAUGCUCGCCGAUAUGCUUGCGAGGCUGUCCAACACCAUUGCCGAUGACGAAAACCACGACUAUCUCAUCUUCUCGCUGGAGAUCUUGACAACGCUGAGAAGCAUCAUCGAUGCACUGGAUCCUUUGGACGUGCUUGCUUAUCCGCAGCUCUUCUGGAACGCCUGUGCCUGCCUCGAUACCAUCUUCGAGCGAGAGUUUCAGGAAUGUCUCAGCAUGCUUGAUCUGCUUCUGACCAAGAUGGACUUGAGUGAUCCGGCGGUGCUGAAGAUUCUCCAAGAAAGUCAGCCUGAGAAAUGGGACGGUGGUUUCUCCGGCCUUCACACGCUCAUCUACAAAGGUGUUCGCUCCAGUAAAUCCAUGGAACGCUCUCUCAAGAUCAUGGAAAGACUGAUCAAGCUUCCAUCGGGUGACAUCGUGGGUGACGAUGACCGACUAUUGUUCACAGUCCUGGCAAAUCUACCUCGCUACCUGCAUCACUUCGAUCACGACAUCGAUACAUCAAUCUUGGAAUCCGCAGAGAUUCUAGCAUAUGCAGCAGAAAGCCAGAACUAUGUCAACCUCGCGAGAGCUCUGCAAGGUUUCGCCAGCGGCAAAUAUCGGACCGAAAAGGACUUCCUCGCGCAGUGUAUGUCUGCCAUCCGUACGGCCUUCUUUCCCAUGCAGGAGUUCAACAGCCUCGUGUUCCUCCUCGGCAUGGUCAACAACCAGACUGCUUGGGCCAAAGUCAAGACGAUGCAGAUAUUGUGUGUCAUAAUCCCAGAAACCGACAUGCGCAAGCCGGAGAUUGCUAGUCAAGGGCCAGAUCUGAUCUCGCCGUUGUUACGAUUACUCCAAACUGAGCACUGCCAGCAAGCCUUGGAUGUUCUGGACAAUGUGAUUGAUAUGACCGGUACACCGCUCGACAACAAGCACCUUCGCAUGAGCAUGGCAGGCUCGCACUCCAGCCGGGCGACAAGGAAAGAGUACGACAGCACGAAGAGUUUGUAUGGUAUUCCAGAGGAGUCUGGAUGGUCAAUUCCUAUGCCAGCGUUGCAUUCGGCCCAGACACGAGCAAACGUGCACGCUGUCUUCUACACACUGGCCUACGCCGGCGUGAACGGCUAUCACGAGACUGACAACACACCUGAGAUUGAGUUCCACAAAGACGACUACAGUCAAUACGACUCGUAUUUUGCUGAUCGUACUGCGACAAUGCUCUCGGAUGAUGCACGCAUUGCGGAUACCAAUCUCGGCGAACUGGCGGAGAAACUUGACACUCUCGACGAUUUCUUCGACGAAUCGGCCGAAUCGCCAUCUGCUUUGCAGAAUGGAGCAGAGAGGUAUGCGGUCGAUGCGCGAGAAAAUCUCUACGAUCAACAAGCCUUGCCAAUCCUUCAUCGCUCGCUGAGGCGGAAUGCGAGCAUCACAUCUUUCCAGACUGGUUUCGCCGAACUCCGUCGUCAUCCACCUCGCGAACCCAUCAUGAAUCCAGCAGCUUUUGCUCACCCAGCCUAUGCUCAGCCUCCAGGCCUGCACCACCGUCCGAGCACARAUACCACUCGACCUGGUCUUCACAACCGCUCCGUCACUUCUCCUGUGACAUCCCUCAAUUCUCCAACCCGCUCCAACACCGACCUCUUAUCUGGCGAUGAGACUGGGGAUGAUGUUGAGCCUUUCUCCGAUGCUGAUGACGAGCCGCAUACCUUUGGACGCUCGCAGACUGCGGAUGAGAUUUCUCAAAGUGCACAGUAUACGGUCAAGCCUUCUGGGGGAUUCAAAGCGCUGCGGUCUAAUUUCAGACGACUCACGAGUGGGAGUCACGCUGCAACGAGGGAGGCUAGAGAUGCGGUUAGAGCAGCUGAGGCUGCGAGGAAUCUCAAAGUUCCCAAGUUGCCUGCGGGAUAUAUUUUGAGGGAGGGGCCGUUCAGUGCUGAGCCAUAG
This is a messenger RNA of Ramularia collo-cygni, 7692 nucleotides long. RefSeq names its product related to TAO3-Transcriptional Activator of OCH1. The coding region runs from base 1 to 7692 and encodes 2563 amino acids. Gene Ontology annotation, biological process: cell morphogenesis. Lineage: Eukaryota; Fungi; Ascomycota; Dothideomycetes; Mycosphaerellales; Mycosphaerellaceae. The record is from RefSeq and is a predicted model, not a curated record. The transcript has 2 exons. Gene Ontology annotation, cellular component: site of polarized growth; cell cortex.